This is a messenger RNA of Suillus bovinus, 807 nucleotides long. RefSeq lists its product as uncharacterized. The coding region runs from base 1 to 807 and encodes 268 amino acids. NCBI's taxonomy places the organism in Eukaryota, Fungi, Basidiomycota, Agaricomycetes, Boletales, Suillaceae. The transcript is spliced from 2 exons. The record is from RefSeq and is a predicted model, not a curated record.
AUGGGUCGCCCUCUUUACUCUAAAGCUUUCCAGACAGAGCCUAUCAUCAGAGAGCCAGAGGCUCCUUGUCCAUACCAAAAAUGGUCGCAUAUCAACGCUUUUGAUCCAGACUCGGACGAGUUUUUUGAAAACGACCAGGCAGUUUACGAGGCCUUCGUUGACCACUUGCCUAUAGAGCACUCUGAAGAUGAAGAGAUGGAAGAAGACAGAGAAGCCGUAGUUAUCCGACUAGACCUCACCGGUGAGGGUAGUCUUCUAGACCGUGACAGCCCAAUGGCUGUUGGCGGCGAUAGCCUGGCCCAGUACAUUGGUCAGGCCUACCGAAGGCAGGCUCCAGAGGUGGAAACACCCGUUCGGGUUCUAUCGCGCGAAUCAACAGGGAUCAAUUCUUCGCGGGAUUUGAUGGCACCAUCAGACACACCUCCACAGCCAAUACCUGCCGCGCAGCUACACAAUAUCUUUAAUCACGUUCAUCAUGAACCUCGGGAUGAACUCCCCCUUCCAAUCCCCAGCGCACCUAUUCCUGUUCCCAGUAGAAACUCCCAGCACUCUUCAUCUGCUGAGGGUUUAUCUUUCUCCUCAUUCUACCACCACCAACUAUCAUCGACACCACCUCCACGUCACACAUCAUUGUCUCAUUUUUCUCCAUCACCGCCUCCCACGGUCUCACCGCGUAUCUACACCUGGGCGCCUCGUCGCCAGACAUAUUCGCCAGCCGCCACAAGCCCUCUUCCUAACAAUAAUGCACGCAUGUCUCAUGCUCAUAUUUCCCCCGCACUCGUCCGUGUCCGUGACGUCAUGGCUUAA